AUGGAACAGGCCCAGAAAGCUGGUAAUGCCCGAGGAUUACUUCCGUUGAUCUGUGCGACCGGUCCCCGGAAACCACCUGUGAGUGAAACCAUCAAACAUCAGGAUGGAACGACCGUCUCGAAUAAAGAGGAACGCCUCGACCGGUGGACUGAGUACUUCGAACAACAACUGUCCACCCAUCUAGAGCCCACAGGUGAAGUAGAACUCUGGACGGUGAACGUAGAAUCACCUACGGCCUCGGAGGUUUACGAAUGCAAAUGUUCUCUCAGGCACCACCGAGCUCCUGGUCCGGAUGACCUUCCACCCGCACUGUUCAAAGACGGGGGUGAAGUCCUCAGUCAGUGCUUGUCCGAUCUGUUUGCUUGCAUUUGGGAAACGGAGUCUGUCCCAGACAACUGGGGUGAAUCGGUGAUAAUGCCCGUUUUCAAAAAAGGGGCGCGUAGUGACUGUGGUAACCACAGGGGGCUUGACCGCGGUCGUAACGAGACUGUUGGCGUCAAUUGUGCUUCGUCGCCUUACGGUGGCUCGCGAAAUACUGACUCAAGAGCAGCAAGCGGGAUUCCGGCCUGCGUUGGCCAAAUCUUCACACUGCGUCAAGUGCUAGAGCAACACCAUACAUAUAAGCGACCCACAAUUCUAGUAUUCCUGGAUUUCCGAGGCGCAUUCUACUCGGUUGAUCGGUCUUCUCAGACUUCCGGACGUGUGAAAGUGUACGGAGAGCUCUCCAAAAGCUUCCGCACACAAAGCGGUGUCCGUCAGGGAUGCCCACUCUCUCCAUUCCUUUUUAACUUUGUGGUCGAUGAAAUAAUGAGACGAACGCUGGAGGGUCUCCAAAACCCUGAUGUUCAAAUAGCCUGUGAAGAAAACCUUGCCGAUCGGGAAUAUGCGGACGACAUCGUUCGAAGAGAAGGAAAAGGCGCAGUCCUUUGGUAUGCACCUACAAAGUUUAAGGUCAUGCUCGUGGACUUGCAGUCACUGAACACGCCACUUACAAUUCAGGGAGAGGUACUGGAAGUUGCGGAGCGUUUUACUUAUCUUGGUAGUUGUAUUAGUUCUGAUUGCAGUGUGACAGAUGAGGUGAAUGCACGAAUCUACAAGGCUCGGACCGCGUUUGCUAACUUGAGACGCCUAUGGCGUCAGAAUGGUUUAUUCCUGAAUCUGAAGGGACGUGUGUAUCAAGCUACAGUACGGGCUGUUCUGUUGUAUGGCUGUGAGACUUGGCCUAUUCGAGCAGCGGACCUGAGAUGUCUUCAGGUGUUCGACAAUCGUUGUCUCAGAACCAUAGCUUGCGUGGGUUGUUGUCGGCGAAUCCGUAACGAGGCAGUUAGAAAGCGUGUUUUCGGUUGUGUAACGGGUACUUCCAUUGAAGAAUGUGUCCAGCACCAGAAGCUGCGUUGGUUGGGACAUGUGUUACGUAUGCCGAACCAUCGUUUGCCGAAGAGCGUGCUGUUUUCUAUGCCCAAUUCGGAGUGGCGUAAACAGAGAGGUGGCCAACCCUUGACUUGGCAGAGGAGUAUGAAGGAGAUCACGAAACACUUGGGUGCUGUCGGUGCUACUCGCCCUCCAGGGUGGGGACCGCGUGAUCCUCACUGUGCUUGGUUGGAUACACUACAGGAUAUGGCUGCCAACCGAUGUCAGUGGCGUUCUUGUUGUCAGUUUCUAUCCAGAUUGCCUGAGCUUUCAAAUAAAUCAUGGUUGUACGGCAGUGAAGUAUCAGUGUUGAACACUGAUGUCAUGCUGUCGAUGGUGAUGAUGAUGAUGAUGACUUGCGUCAUCUCGACCCACUACCAUUUUGGGGAGGAAUUUGGCAUCUCCCAUCCGUUUACUAUCCCCAUGUACCCAUCCUCAAUUCCUCGUCGGAAGAAGGUUGAGCGUGAGCUUUUUGACACGCUUUAUUCGGUUGGCCCUGGAGAGUUUAUAUGUAAGCUACUGAAAUCUCAAGGAAAUUAUCUGUUCACUGCGGAGGAUGAACGAGGCGAACAACUACUACUGUCUAUUCCUGAUCGCCUUCGCAACGCAUUCUACUUUUCUUCUGGAGACUAUGUCCUCUGUGCACCGUUGGAAAAUAAGAAGGUUCGGGGCGAAAUACGAACUGUUUUGUAUGAGAAACAAAUAACACACCUUAUAGGUCUCAACUUCUGGCCGAAAAAUUUCCCGACAAUCUCAUCCAGAAAAACCCAAAACCAGGAUGAACCCUACCUUCCUGAAGAUAUGCUACCUUCUUCCGAUUCUUCGUACGAUGAGGAAGAAUCGGACUCGAUCAAAGAGGAACCUGGGAGCAACUCAUCUUAACUCUAUUUUGCACACAUUGCCUUCAACAAAGAUUACCUUGCUCUCGUCAGUUUUUUCUUUAUUUCAUUGGCCUGAUGCGUGAUGGUCGUUGAUUAUGACGACUGUGUACAUUGUUCCCCCGUAACUUUUUUUUAGUAGAUCUUCUUACAACGGGGCUGCGCCAACAACCUGCUGUUAGUUUCGUUUUGAUUGGGGUUCCUCAGUCUUGUUCCCAAUUUUUAAUGCCCUCACGGUUUGCAGGUGAGUGAUCAUGUCGAUUUCCGUGCAUUUGGUGUUAGAUGGAAAGAAAGGGACCAUGGACUGUCGAGUCUUCAUCAGUCUUGUACACCCAGGAAAAACACGUGAAUAUUGACCCAAUUACG
Opisthorchis viverrini is the source of this 2654-nucleotide messenger RNA. RefSeq lists its product as hypothetical. NCBI's taxonomy places the organism in Eukaryota, Metazoa, Platyhelminthes, Trematoda, Opisthorchiida, Opisthorchiidae. The coding region runs from base 1 to 2292 and encodes 763 amino acids. The record is from RefSeq and is a predicted model, not a curated record. The transcript has 8 exons. Gene Ontology annotation, molecular function: translation initiation factor activity; RNA binding. Gene Ontology annotation, biological process: translational initiation.